AUACUCGUGUGUCUGAUUCCAGGGGAGAACUCUGAGGCUGGAUCCCCCACCGGCUUAGGGGAGGUGAAAAGAGAGCUCCUCAUGGAAGUGGUGGGAAACUGCUCCUAUAAGGUCAUCAACCACUUGGACCACCUGUACAAACCAAAGCCCAUAAAGGAGAUGCUCAGUUCUGGGAAGGAGAUGGUUGGUAAGGAGAUGGAGUACAGUGACCUGAGCAGGACCUGUGAGCGCUUUGUCACGGAUCUGAGAUACGGCAAGGCCCGCAGCCGGCAGUUUCGUGCAGAGCCCAAGCCUGGAGACCUGAUUGAGAUUUCCCGCAUCGGCUCCUCGCACUGGGCCCUCUAUGUGGGCGAUGGUGAUGUGAUCCACCUGGCUCCCCCAGGGGAGAACUCUGAGGCUGGCGCCCCCACCGGCUUAGGGGAGGUGAAAAGGCAGCUCCUGGUGGAAGUGGUGGGAAACUGCUCCUAUAAGGUCAACAACCACUUGGACCACCUGUACAAACCACGGCCCAUAAAGGAGAUGCUCAGAUCUGGGAAGGAGAUGGUUGGUCAGGAGAUGGAGUACAGUGACCUGAGCAGGAACUGUGAGCGCUUGGUCACCGAUCUGAGAUACGGCAAGGCCCGCAGCCGGCAGUUUCGUGAAGAGCCCGAGCCUGGAGACCUGAUUGAGAUUUCCCGCACUGGCUCCUCGCACUGGGUCCUCUAUAUGGGCGAUGGUGAUGUGAUCCACCUGGCUCCCCCAGGGGAGAACUCUGAGGCUGGCGCCCCCACCGGCUUAGGGGUGGUGAAAAAGGAGCUCCUGGUGGAAGUGGUGGGAAACUGCUCGUUUAAGGUCAACAACUACUUGGACCAUCUGUACAAACCAUGGCCCAUAAAGAAGAUCAUCGAAUUUGGGAACUGGUUGGUUGGUAAGAACAUGAAGCACCCGGAUCAGAGCAGGAACUGUGAGCACUUUGUUACGGAUCUGAGAUAUGGCAAUGCCCAUGACCUGCAGUUGGUUAAAGAUCCCAGACCUGGAGACAUAAUUGAGAUCUCUCACAGGCUCAACCGUGACUGGGCGCUCUAUGUGGGCGAUGGUUAUGUGAUCCAUCUGACUGCUCCAGGUGAAUCGCGCAGUAUUGGGCCCUUCAACAUGCCUAUGUUUCUGAGUGGCAGGGCUGAGGUCACAAAAGAGCCUCUGCAGAAGGCGGCUGGCGGCCGUCCCUACAAGGUCAACAACCACUUGGACCAUAAGCACAGACCCCGGCCUGUGCAUGAGAUCAUCACGUCUGCCAAGGAGAUGAUUGGUAACCAGAAGACUUACUCAGUUCUCCGCGAAAAUAGCGAACGUUUUGUCGCUGAUCUGAGAUAUGGCUGGCCCCGCCGUGAGUUGUCAAGCGAGGACCCAAUACCUGGAGACCUGAUUCAAAUUGGAGAUGUUUACAAGCAUUGGGCAAUCUAUGUGGGAGACGGUUUUGUGAUUCAUGUGAAAUCAGGUGUGUCCUCCGGGUCUAGCUCUUCCAACCUUGAACAUGGCUAUGUAGUAUUACAAGACAUGGUGAAAUGUGAACCUCUGGAAGAAGUGGCAGGGGAUAACACGUACAAGGUCAACAACUUCUUGGAUGACAAGUACAGACCCCGGCCUCUGCAUGAUAUUGUCAAUUUGGCGAAGAAGAAAAUUGGUGAAACCUGGAAUGACAAUUUUUAUUUCCCAACUGUGAGCACUUUGUCGCUAAACUGAGAAAUGGCCGCCCUGCAGCCAACAGGCCUGUGGCCAAUCAGGCAGCAUUUCUUGUCCCAGUCUACAGAGGAGGAGCCCAGGCUCAGAGGAGAACAUGGUUCCCGAGCUCAUCAGCAUAGCUUCCGUGACCCCGCAGCCGCCUGCCACCAGGAUGCACUAGGGUCCUCUCGUCCCUAGUUCCGCAGCAGCACCGCCCCUCGCCCUAUGUGCUCUCAGCUGCCUGGAUCCCUUCCAAAUACGGAGCUGCCUGUGAAUAGCAGACACCUAAGCUCAAAUCCCAAACCAGCUUCCAGUCCACUGAGGGCUUUGGACAGGUCACUGCCCCUUUCCGGGCCUUCCUUGUGUGCAGAAUGAAGGGUCAGAAGGAGGACCUGUGAGGGAGGGCCUGGCUGGCUCUGAGCAUACGCAGUCCUUUACCUCUGAGCUCGGCUCUGAAGGCAGAUCCUGAAAGGUCCUGUGGGGUGUCAGGGAGAGUCUGGAAUGAGCCCGGGUCCAAUAGGAUCACCUUCCCCCCAGAGGGCCUCCAGGGCCAGAGCUGCUCAAAUGUGAGCUCUUGGGGACACAGUCCACUUCUUUCCUGGGAAAAGGUCUCUGGGGUGGACAGAAGUCAUGUGUCUCUGUGUGACUCGAGAGGGAGGGACCAUCAGUCUUGGACUCCUUUUAACUCUGAGCAAUGUACUGUUCUCCU
Molecule: messenger RNA, 2407 nt
Organism: Myotis myotis
Lineage: Eukaryota; Metazoa; Chordata; Mammalia; Chiroptera; Vespertilionidae
Exons: 10
Coding region: 82-1719 (545 amino acids)
Biological process (GO): N-acylphosphatidylethanolamine metabolic process
Cellular component (GO): cytoplasm
Molecular function (GO): A2-type glycerophospholipase activity; glycerophospholipid phospholipase A1 activity
Source: RefSeq, a predicted model, not a curated record